GUUUCUAUCUCUCUCUGCCUCUCAGUCUAAUACAUCUCAUUUCUUUGCAGGUCAGUCCAAUAUGCUUAUGAGCAGCACGUUCAGCUGUACUGGGGAGCCAAAAGAGCGGAAUGCUCCUCCUUCCUCUCCUCCUCUCUCCUCCUCCUCUCAUUUGGCUCAGCGACUCCUUGCCGGGACGGUAUAACAGAAGCCUACAGAGCGGGCACCGUCGGUGAAUGGGGAAGGGCAACAGCCGCAGCAGCAGCACCAGUCGGGCGCACCGACCGAAGCAUGCUCCAGCGCAGCCAUGACUUGCUCGGCGUCAGAUAGCGAGAAGAUCGUGAUAAACUGCGGCGGGAUCCGACACGAGACCUACCGGAGCACCCUGAAGACGCUGCCGGGCACGCGCUUGUCUUGGCUGACCGAGCCCGACGCCUACAGCAACUUCGACUACGACCCCAAGUCCGACGAGUUCUUCUUCGACCGCCACCCGGCCACCUUCGCCUUCAUCCUCAACUACUAUCGCACCGGCAAGCUCCACUGCCCCAACGAUGUGUGCGGGCCGCUCUUCGAGGAGGAGCUCGCCUUCUGGGGCAUCGAUGAGACAGACGUGGAGGCGUGCUGCUGGAUGAACUACCGGCAGCAUCGCGACGCCGAGGAAGCGCUGGACAGCUUCGAGACCCCCGAGCCGGACGCACCUGAGGAUGACCCGGCGCUCACCGGCGGGGCGGACGGCGACCUGAAGCGGCUGUGCAUGCAGGAGGACGGCCGCAAGGCGACGUGGUGGGAGGUGUGGCAGCCCAAUAUGUGGGCGCUGUUCGAGGACCCCUACUCCUCCAAAUACGCCCGGUAUGUGGCGUUUGGCUCGCUCUUCUUCAUCCUCCUCUCCAUCUCCACCUUCUGCCUGGAGACACACGAAGCUUUCAACACCAUCUACAACAAAACAGAGAACGUCACCAUUGGCAACAUGACACACGAGGAGAUAGUGUAUGAGGUGGUCACAGAUGGCUGGCUGACAUAUGUGGAGGGCGUCUGCGUCAUCUGGUUCACCAUUGAGGUGAUGGCGCGUGUCAUCUUCUGUCCUGACAAGGCAGAGUUCUUCCGCAGCGCCCUUAACAUCAUAGACUUUGUGGCCAUUGUGCCCUUUUACCUGGAGGUGGCGUUGAGUGGCCUGUCCUCCAAAACAGCCAAAGACGUGCUGAGCUUCCUGCGUGUGGUGCGCUUUGUCCGUAUCCUGCGUAUAUUCAAGCUGACCCGCCACUUUGUUGGUUUGCGGGUUUUGGGCCACACUUUACGGGCAAGCACCAAUGAGUUCCUGCUGCUCAUCAUCUUCCUGGCGCUGGGCGUCCUCAUCUUUGCUACCAUGAUCUACUAUGCUGAACGCAUAGGUGCCGACCCAGACGAUCCAACGGCUGCGGCCCACACCAACUUCAAGAACAUCCCCAUUGGUUUCUGGUGGGCUGUGGUGACCAUGACCACGCUGGGCUACGGGGAUAUGUACCCUGAGACAUGGUCAGGAAUGCUGGUGGGUGCCCUCUGCGCCUUGGCUGGUGUGCUGACCAUUGCCAUGCCUGUGCCCGUCAUUGUCAACAACUUCGGCAUGUACUACUCCCUGGCCAUGGCCAAGCAGAAGCUCCCCAAGAAGAGGAACAAGCACAUCCCCCGAGCUCCACAACCAGGCAGCCCCAACUACUGCAAGCCAGAUGCUCUCGCCAUGGCAACCGCCUCACCGCACAGGCUGAUGGGCAAUGUGCUUGGACCGGGCAUGGUGGGAUCCGGCAGCAUGAUGGGUACUGGAGAUUGCCCACUGGCACAGGAGGAGAUCAUUGAAAUCAACAGGGCAGAUUCUAAGCAGAACGGCGACGCAGCAGCCAACGCAGCAGCCCUAGCCAAUGAGGACUGCCCCACCAUUGACCAGGUCCUUGGGGACGAGCGUAGCCCAGCCACCGGGGGCCUCGGCUCCACCACCAGCCGUGAGCGCUACCCGCACGACCGGGCCUGCUUCCUGCUGAGUGCCGGGGAGUUCCAGCGCACAACGGACGGGAACGUUCGGAAAGGCUAUCCUCCUCAGUCUCUCCCCCUGCGUUGUGUUUCUAAAGUCUGACUGAGUGGAGUAGGAGGCACCGUAAACGGCUACUGGAGUGACAGCCCGUGGUAGAAGAGCGGAGGACAAAAGCAACAUGCCACAUGGGAAGAAGAGCGAGAACAUGACUACAGAGACAGCAUACAAACAUAGAAAUAUGCAAUGUAGAUAAAUGACAGCGGUGGUUGGAUCUAUGUGUUUCUGUUCAGAUAUGUUGUAUCUACGGCACACGUGACAUGUGUGCACGUGGAUGUGUGUGUGCAUGUGUGUGUGUGUGCCCAGACCUGCAUCUACCUCUGUACUAAGAUGCACAAAUGUCAACUUUUUCCAUUGUUUUUGCUACUGCAAGAAAGAAAGGAAGAAAUAUUUAGUUCAGUUUUGUUUUGAUGUGUAUUAUUAGCAAUCUGUGUGAUCAGAUGAUGAUGUCAUCUUUCUGUCAGUGACUUGUGUAUUUUUGUAUUUAUUAAUCUUAUUUCAAGUUUUUUUGUCCCCCUAAAUAUAAAUAUGGUUUCCUUUCUGUUUUAAACUGGGUUUUUCAGAUAUAUGAAAUGUAUUUCAUUUCAGAACAUCAGUCUUAUUCAUUGCUGUAGGCAGUAGUUGUGUGUCUGUUGGUUUGGUUUCAUAUCUGUCUGAAUCCCUUGUCCUCAAUUCUCACUCUCACCUUCCUUCUCUCUCACCAGAAAAGUAACAGAGAGCUUUCAGCUGGCAGGAAAUCACCCCUUUGAUUUGACUCCCAAAAGAGAAAAACAAUCAUUUACCGCUGACUAAACAAGGACUCUGUUUUCAAGAAUAUCCUUUGGACAAGAUCCACUUAGAAGUGUUUACCAAGCAUGAUCUAGCAUAAAAAUGGGACUUGGAAAAACUUGACUUCUCUGUGCUCUCCAUCCUGUUACUUUUUUAUGUUCAAGCUGGGAGUGCUCGGAGGUGAGGGUACCAAACAGGGAGAAUGCCUGGCUGAGAAACAGACUGUUGUACUUUCAAAGGAUUAGUUUGACAUUUUGGGAAAUACUUAUUCGCAUUCUUGCCGAGAGUGAGAGUAAUGAGAAGAUUGAUAUCAAGUCUAUAUCAUGUCUGUGCGCUAAGUAUGGAG
Thunnus maccoyii (southern bluefin tuna) is the source of this 3152-nucleotide messenger RNA. RefSeq names its product potassium voltage-gated channel subfamily C member 1-like. The transcript has 7 exons. NCBI's taxonomy places the organism in Eukaryota, Metazoa, Chordata, Actinopteri, Scombriformes, Scombridae. Gene Ontology annotation, molecular function: delayed rectifier potassium channel activity; protein binding. Gene Ontology annotation, cellular component: voltage-gated potassium channel complex; axon; dendrite membrane. The coding region runs from base 287 to 2083 and encodes 598 amino acids. Gene Ontology annotation, biological process: protein homooligomerization; potassium ion transmembrane transport. The record is from RefSeq and is a predicted model, not a curated record.